This is a messenger RNA of Solanum tuberosum (potato), 1296 nucleotides long. RefSeq lists its product as uncharacterized. The transcript has 5 exons. Gene Ontology annotation, molecular function: nucleic acid binding. The record is from RefSeq and is a predicted model, not a curated record. NCBI's taxonomy places the organism in Eukaryota, Viridiplantae, Streptophyta, Magnoliopsida, Solanales, Solanaceae. Bases 1 to 1296 code for a protein of 431 amino acids. Gene Ontology annotation, biological process: DNA integration.
AUGACACCCAUUCUAGAGGUGGAAUUGUUUGACGUUUGGGGGAUUGACUUUAUGGGGCCAUUUGUGAGCUCCUAUGGACAUAAGUAUAUAUUGGUGGCAGUGGACUAUGUGUCCAAAUGGGUUGAGGCAGUCGCCCUGCCUGAAAAUGAUGGUAAAAGUGUUGCUAGUUUUCUAAAGAAGAACAUAUUCUCAAGGUUUGGCACACCUAGAGCGAUUAUCAACGAUAGAGGCUCACAUUUCUCACAAGGUAGCAACACCAUAUCAUCCGCAAACAAGUGGUCAUGUCGAGGUAUCGAACAGAGGGAUCAAAGAGAUAUUGGCAAAAUAGUGAAUGCCAACGGAACAGAUUGGGCAAGGAAGUUGGAUGAUUCUCUGAGGGCAUAUCAGACAGUUUUCAAGACACCCAUUGGUAUGUCCCUAUAUCAGUUGGUGUUUGCAAAGAUAAAUGAAAUGAAUGAAAUCCGUUUGAGGGAUUAUGAGAGGUUUGCACUGUACAAGAAAAGAAUGAAUUUGUAUAAUGAUAAGCACAUUGAUAAAAGGACCUCUGGUCCUGGUGACUUAGUUCUACUUUUCAACUCCAGGCUUCGUUUAUAUCCUGGGAAACUGAGAUCUAAAUGGUCUGUGUCAUUCAAGGUAACUCAAGUAUUUCAGUCGGGUGCAAUUGAGCUUGAAAAUGACAAUGGUGAGAGGUUCAAAGCCAAUGUUCAGCGAGUCAAAGAAUAUUUGGGAGUCCCGGAGGAGGUGAAAAUAGUUGAGGAAUUCAAGCUUGAUGAAUGUCAUAUUAUGUUGGUAUGUGCAGGAAAAAGUUGGCCAAAAGAUUUGGAAGCUAAAAGUGGGGGAGCUCUUCACGGGCAUCCUCACGGACCGUGGUGCACUUCACGAGCUACACCACGGUCCGUUGAAGUCACCAAAAAUCUUCAGGAAGCCACUGCAAAUGACACCAUAAGGUUCACAGAAGAGUUAGGUACUACGGGGCCACAAAGAAAGAGUGCACCGACACAUACCUCACCACCUCCCCCACUAACUCAAAGUGAGAAUGAUGCAGAAUCUAGUAGCUCGGAGGUCCAGAUAAAUACUGAAGUUGAAGAUCACUCCCCUCGAGCUACUAGAUCACGGACAGCAAGAGCGAUCUUACAGCAUACACCUUCCCAACCUAAAGAGAAACGUAGUGGAUCUGGGAGUGGUGAGAAAUCUGGUAGCGGUUUCAGGAGUGGUAAGGAAUAUGAUAGCGGCUCUCAGUAUAGUGCAGUUGAACCUCAAUCGGAGGGAGGAGUGGAAACCAAAAUGGGAGCAUAG